AUGCGUUCCAGCGACACAAUGGCCUCCUCUGCAAGGGAAACAAGAGCACUUUUCGGCGGCGCCAUCUCGGUCGACUUGCCCUCGGGCUUCAUCGAUGCAAGCGACUUUCGACAAGUUCCAGAUAAUCAAGAGGUGCUCGUACGAGACGACUCCGAUGUCAGUCUUAUCGUGGAAGUACUGCAGCUCUCAACAGACGAAGGAGCAGACGAGAAUCUAGACAAAGCUGUCAGAUUCCACUUCUCUUCGCUUGCACACGACAACUCAGCGAGCAGCUCGACAGUGCUCGAGACACAGACGCCGUCGCAGGAGAUUCCACCCCCGGCUACACCGCCACCAGCGCUGCUUACGGGCAUUCAGCUGGUGAGAAAGUUCGGGAAAGCUUCUGAGCCGGAAGAACCAGUCAAAAUCCGCGUCGCUCUGUGGAGGUUGCCUUCCAAGCAGAUUGAUCUCGUGCUAAGCGUCAACGAGCCGGGCCCGGGGAUUCAACGAGACGCGCCGCAGUCUUCGCAAGCACAAGCCGCGUUCGAGUUGGCGGCUGCAUCUCUGCAGAUCCGUGAUUGGAGUCUGUUUGCCUAG
Molecule: messenger RNA, 576 nt
Organism: Sporisorium graminicola
Lineage: Eukaryota; Fungi; Basidiomycota; Ustilaginomycetes; Ustilaginales; Ustilaginaceae
Exons: 3
Coding region: 1-576 (191 amino acids)
Biological process (GO): protein import into nucleus
Cellular component (GO): nucleus
Molecular function (GO): small GTPase binding; guanyl-nucleotide exchange factor activity
Source: RefSeq, a predicted model, not a curated record